CUAACCCAUCUGCUGCCGCUGUGUGGCCUGUGUCACGGGUGCUCUAAGGUGAAGGUGCACCACUGACGUUACUCCUCUGUCGUCGGGCAUCAGUGUAAUUAAGAGAUAUUACGCACCAUUCUCCGUCGCCGUCUAUCCCUGUGCCAUCGCCGUUCUCUUGCUCUAGAUUUUGCGCCGCCGCUGCUGGGUCACGUACGCAAUACGCAGCUGCCUGCCACCAUUCAUGGACGUAUUAAAUUCCAUAGAUUCUGAUGAAUUAUUGAGUGACGACGGGGAAUUAGUGUUGGAGAAUUUUCCCCAUCCCUUUACAGAGGUUAAUUCUGAUGUUGAAGAAAUUAGUCCCAUAAAGCCACGAGCCGCUUCAGUCAAACCACCAAAACGUCGCUACCGUGGUCCGUAUCCACCCUUAGACCCGAGCCCCAUCUUACACUACAGGUCGUGCCUCUCAGUUUCCAAGUUUCAAAAGUAUAAGAAAUUUUUUCCGUCCACAGUGACUGUCCGAUGUCCAGAUUCGGAGGAUAUUGUAACCGAUCCUCCUAAGGGUCACUUUUUCGGGGUGCAUAUUCUUUCCAUAAAAUUAGGAUUCCGCUUUCCCACACACCCUUUGAUUAUCGAGUUUUUAAAUGAUCUUGAAAUUUCACCUUGUCACUUGACUCCGCUCGGUCAUCAAUAUCUGGUAGCUUUCCUGGUCCGGUGUGAGACACUUGGGAUUGAACCGUCCCUAGACCUCUUCAAGCACAUGUUCCGAGCUGGGCAGUGCUCGGCAUCUGAUAGUCUGUCCUGGGUGUCUAUCUCUCAGCGUAACCACUUUGACAUGUGGAAGGUCACUCGUAGCAACGAAGCCAAUUGGAAAGAAGAAUUUGUCUAUGUGUCGUCUGGAUCUCCGUUACCUUUUUCAUCGUCUUUGAAUUGUCGAUUUAAGAAGUAUUCGUACCCGAAACUUCCGGUUGACCAGGAAACAUGGCCGGCUAUGAUUCUUUCUGGAGGACCGUAUAGCCUCUCUGCCUUUACUUCCGAGGACCGCCUAACCACGGUUGGACUCUAUUCGCCGUCACCAUGUUCGGGUGCACACGCAUCCACGUCCACGGAUCAAGAUAUGACAUCGCGGUUGGAGAUGUUCCAAAGCUUCGACCAGGAUGGGCCUCGCGGUAGUGACCAGGGGCGCUCUGACAAGAAACCAAGGGUUCCCUCCGUCACAAAAGGCAAGGAUGCCAUUGUAACUGUGCCUUCAUCCAUUGCAAAACGCAGGGCCGCUAGCCCCGCAGCCCGUGUCACCCGUAGCAUGAGUGAUAUUCCCACGGCGGGGAUGACUACUUGGUUACGAGGUAACAUUGAGUUACCUCCGCUCUUAUCACAGGUGAUCACGGCGACUGAGAAGGAGAAAAUUUCAACACUUGACCAUGCUGCUUUAGAGAAGAGGAGCCACCAUGGCCUGGCCGAGCUACUGUUGUCCAUCUCCGAGGUGAACCGAAGGAAAGAUGAGCGCGAAAAAGAUUUGUCGCUACAACUCACCGAAUUAGCGAAGGAGGUGGCAUCGCUCAAGCUCGUGCGUGACUCACAUGCAGUCGAGGUCACUGUGCUUAAAGAAAUGCACGCCGUGGAGUUGGCCAAUGCAAGGGGGCGGGCCGUGGAUGCAUACAAGAAUUCUCCAGAGUUCGUGUCUGAUCAGGAAGCAUACAUUAAUGCCCACUUGAACGAUAUUAGCAAGCAUUGGUUGUCUACUCCGGAAGGUCGUGAGAAACUGGCCUUAGAGAGCUACAUCUCCUACCAGAUCGGGAUAUAUGCCACUCAACAGAAAGUAUAUCCUAUCUUGAGGGAUAAGGCUGGUACCUCUUGCAUCACUGAUUGGGGACUUCCUCCUGAGGUUCCCAACCCUGAGAUCCCGGUAGCCAACACGCCCCUGGACUAUAUUCCUUUUGACAGACUCCCCACUGAUGAGGAGCUUGGCGAUCUUCCUUCCGAGACAGAUCACCCAGCUUCGACUGCUUCUGUGCCUUAGAGCAUGCAUGGGAGUGACGGAUGGACGUAGUGUAGACUUUAAUUCUGUCAUGUCUUCAAUUACGAGUACCUGAAUUGCUAAACAUGUUUUGAAUUUCAUAAAAUAAUAAUGAUGCAUGUCUUAUUUUCCUUUCGCUA
This is a messenger RNA of Cuscuta epithymum, 2136 nucleotides long. The record is from the annotation of a GenBank genome assembly. Lineage: Eukaryota; Viridiplantae; Streptophyta; Magnoliopsida; Solanales; Convolvulaceae.